AUGGAGACCCUGGAAGCAGUGGAGUUGGUAGAAGGAAAUGCAGACAAGACGACCAGGAUAGGGACGACGCUAAGCCCCGAGAUGAGAACGAAACUCAUAAAAUUCCUUAAGGGGAAUCUAGAUGUCUUUGCAUGGAGUCACGAGGACAUGCCAGGCAUAUCUCUAAAAGUCAUCCAACACAAGCUGAAUGUGGACCCCAGCAGGAAGCCCGUUCAGCAACGACGAAGAACCUUCGCUCCAGAACGAGAUCAGGCAGUAGCCGAGGAAGUAACCAAACUCUUGACGGCUGGAUUCAUUCAGGAAGUAUAUUAUCCAGAAUGGCUCGCCAACGUCGUCCUGAGAAUGGUAAACAGAAUGUUCAGCCAACAGAUUGGCAGAAACAUGGAGGUGUAUGUAGACGACAUGCUCGUCAAGAGCAAGGAAGAGCUCACACAUCUGGACGACUUGGAGGAAACUUUUGCAACCCUCAAGAAACACCAGAUGAAACUGAAUCCAAGCAAAUGUGUUUUUGGAGUAGCCUCGGGGAAGUUCUUAGGAUUCAUGGUGUCCCAAAGAGGGAUAGAAGCAAAUCCAAAAAAAGUACGAGCAAUAAUUGACAUGGCCUCCCCCAAAACCGUCAAGGAUGUUCAAAAACUCACAGGCAGAAUAGCAACUCUAAACAGGUUCGUCUCUAGGGCCACAGACAAAUGCCUGCCCUUCUUUAAGACAUUGAAGCAGGCCUUUGCUUGGACCGACGAGUGCGAAGCAGCCUUCCAAGAGCUAAAGCAAUACCUGAGCAGUCCGCCUCUCCUAAGCCCAUCCAAAGAAGGAGAAAACUUAUACCUGUACCUGGCGGUGUCAGCCUCGGCAGUAAGUGCAGCUUUGAUUAAAGAAGAGGACAAGAAGCAACUCCCGGUUUACUACGUCAGCCAAGCUUUCCAAGGGGCUGAGUCCAGAUACCCAAGGAUCGAAAAGAUUGCGUUUGCACUAAUAGUGGCCUCGUGCAAGCUCAGGCAAUAUUUCCAGUCAAAUCCUAUUCUCGUAAUGACGGACCAGCCAAUCAAGAAGUCAAUGAGCAAGCCAGAAGCAGCAGGGAGAAUGGUCCAAUGGGCAAUUAAACUUAGUCAAUUUGACAUUGAAUACCAUCCAAGAACAGCAAUCAAGGCACAAGCUCUGGCGGACUUCAUCGCAGAAUUCACGUUCCCUGACGAAGACAGUAUUAUCGACGAAGCAGAUAAACUAAUAAUACAGACUGAUGGUUCGUCAGCCCAAAAGAAGGGGGGAGUAGGGGCCAUCAUAACCACCCCCGACAGAGAAGUACUGAAAUAUGGAGUCCAGCUAAAGUUCCCAGCUACCAACAAUGAAACUGAAUACGAAGGAAUACUGACGGAACUAAGGCUUGGGAAAGCUCUUGGUGCCAAAAAUUUGUUGAUCCAAAGUGAUUCGAAGCUAGUGAUUGGACAGAUCAAGGGAGAAUACGAGGCAAAAGAAGAAAGGAUGCAGAAGUACCUCAAGUUGGCAAGGCAGUUAGCCCAGGAAUUCGAUGCAGUGGAGUUCAUACAAAUUCCGAGAAAUCAGAACAUGGGGGCUGACGAAGUGUCAAAACUAGCGUCGUCAAAAGAAGAAGGGACUAGCACGGACCUAGCGAUGGAAGUCCAAAAACACCCUAGUAUCGAGGAAUUUGCGACCUUCACCAUCCAGGGCGCCGACACCUGGAUGACGCCCAUAGUGUCAUUCCUCCAGGACGGGCACCUACCUCAAAACUCUGAAGAAGCUAGAAAGAUCAAGAAGAGGGCAGCCAGAUUCACGAUCCUGAAUGACGUCCUGUACAAGAGAGGCUUCUCAAUGCCCUACUUAAAGUACGUCGACGAGAAAGAGGCCGAAUACAUCUUGGAGGAAGUACACAGAGGAGUUUGUGGCGACCAUGCCGGCUCCAAGUCCCUAGUAAACAAAGUAGUAAGGACAGGAUAUUUUUGGCCAACCAUGCAGGCGGACGCUGCUGAGAUCGUCAGGAGGUGUGACAAAUGCCAACGAUACGGGAAUGUGCAGCGGCUUCCAGCGGAGAAAAUGACGACCAUAUCUUCCCCAUGGCCAUUUGCACAAUGGGGAAUCGACAUCGUCGGUCCAUUGCCCCAAGGUAAAGGUCAAGUUCGGGAUUCCCUCGACGAUCAUAUCAGACAAUGGAAGUUCUCAUCCCCAGGGCAUCCUCAAGCAAAUGGGCAGACGGAAGUGACGAACAGGAUGCUGCUCAAAAUCAUCAAAACCAAGCUGGACGAAGCAAAAGGUGUCUGGCCAGAAGAAUUGCCCAGUGUCCUGUGGGCUUAUAGAACCACAGCCAGAACCCCGACAGGAGAGACACCGUUCAAGCUUACUUAUGGCACAGAAGCAGUGAUCCCAGUGGAGGUCGGAGUAACUAGCCUCAGACGAGGAACUUUCACAGAAGGACCCAAUGAUGACGAAUUACGACUCAAUCUGGACUGCUUGGACGAAGUAAGAGACAACGCAUCCAGUAGGAUGACAAAGUAUCAAAGAAAGAUGGCCGAGUAUUACAACAAAAGGGUCAAACUCAGGCGGUUGGACAUAGGUGACCUCGUCCUCCGCAAGAUCACUGCAGCAACCAAAAACCCUACUCAAGGAAAACUGGGCCCUACAUGGGAGGGUCCUUACCGCGUCAUUCACUACUCAAGACAAGGAAGCUACCAUCUGGAAACCAUGGACGGACAAAAGCUCCCUCGGUCGUGGAAUAUUGAGCACUUAAAAAAGUACCACGAGUAA
This is a messenger RNA of Quercus lobata, 2754 nucleotides long. RefSeq lists its product as uncharacterized. The coding region runs from base 1 to 2754 and encodes 917 amino acids. NCBI's taxonomy places the organism in Eukaryota, Viridiplantae, Streptophyta, Magnoliopsida, Fagales, Fagaceae. The record is from RefSeq and is a predicted model, not a curated record. Gene Ontology annotation, molecular function: nucleic acid binding; RNA-DNA hybrid ribonuclease activity. The transcript has 3 exons.